Messenger RNA from Rotaria socialis, 966 nucleotides. Lineage: Eukaryota; Metazoa; Rotifera; Eurotatoria; Philodinida; Philodinidae. The record is from the annotation of a GenBank genome assembly.
AUGACUGGCCGUGUCAUAGCUAAUAACUAUCGAAUUGAAUCAAAACUAGGUGCCGGAUCAUUUGGACAAGUUUAUCUGUGUGAACAUGAGCGAACUCAUGAGCAAUGGGCAAUGAAAAUUGAAUCACAUGCUAUGAAUAAUAAUCCUCAAUUAUCAACUGAGCAUAAAAUCUAUACAAUACUUCAAGGUGCGAUUGGCUUUCCUAAGAUUGAUUAUUUUGGUAGCGAAGGCACAUAUGAUGUUCUUAUUAUUGAAUUAUUAGGUCCAUCAUUAGAAGAUUUAUUUAAUUAUUGCCAUAGAAAAUUUACAUUAAAAACAGCUGUGAUGCUUGUCGAUCAAAUGGUGUCACGAAUUGAAUAUGUUCAUAUGUGUCAUCUGAUUCAUCGAGAUAUUAAACCUGAUAAUUUUCUAAUGGGCGUGAAAUCGACGGGUAACAUCGUUUAUAUAAUUGAUUUUGGACUUGCAAAACGAUACAGAGAUCCAAAUUCACUGGUGCAUAUUCCUUGGAAAACCAAUAAAAGUCUUACAGGCACUGCUAGAUACGCAUCAAUCAAUGCUCAUAAAGGUGCUGAACAAUCACGUCGUGAUGAUUUAGAAGCUAUUAGUUAUGUUUUCAUGUAUUUUAUUAUGGGUACAUUGCCAUGGCAAGGUUUACAAGCAACAGCAAAAAAAGCGAAAUUUGAACGUAUUGCUGAAUUGAAAAUGAAAAUGACAUCGGAACAAAUAUGUAAAAAUCAUCCAAAGGAAUGCAUUUUAUUUCUUGAAUAUUGUCGUACGCUUGUAUUUGAUAAUCGACCUGAUUAUAAUUAUUUAAGACAUUUAUUUCGGCAUUUACUUUAUCAAAAAGGUGACCAAUACGAUUACGAAUACGAUUGGACUAUUGCACAUAGAAAUCAGCAAUUAUCUGCAGUGCCUACAAUAAAUCCUAUCGAUGGUGAAAGUUCAAUGAUAUCUGAGCAGCAGUAA